This is a messenger RNA of Cricetulus griseus (Chinese hamster), 1352 nucleotides long. The record is from RefSeq and is a predicted model, not a curated record. Lineage: Eukaryota; Metazoa; Chordata; Mammalia; Rodentia; Cricetidae.
UUCUUUUUCUCAUUUCUAGAUUGCAAAAAUGCUUUGGAGUUUUUAACUGAAUCUAAGAAAGUCCAAAAUAGAUUUGAGACUGUAAAGGCGGAAGCUGCAGCGAGGGGGACUCAGUGCCAAUGCAUCAACAAAAAAGACAACCAGAGUUAGUGGAAGGAAAUCUUCCUGUUUUUGUGUUUCCCACGGAGCUGAUAUUUUACGCAGAUGAUCAGUCAACACAUAAGCAAGUGUUGACGCUGUACAAUCCCUAUGAGUUUGCCUUAAAGUUCAAAGUUUUAUGUACGACUCCAAAUAAGUAUGUUGUUGUUGACGCCGCAGGUGCAGUGAAGCCUCAGUGCUGUGUGGAUAUUGUGAUUCGUCAUAGAGAUGUUCGAUCCUGUCACUAUGGUGUGAUAGACAAAUUCCGCCUCCAAGUCUCAGAGCAAAGCUAGAGGAAGGCUGUAGGAAGGAAAGAGGUUAUCGCUACUCUUCUCCCAUCCGCGAAAGAACAACAGAAGGAAGAAGAGGAGAAAAGAAUAAAGGAACAUUUAACCGAAAGUGUAUUCUUUGAGCAGUCAUGUCAACCAGAAAACAGAAGUGUCUCUUCAGGACCUAGUUUGCUAACUGUCUUACUGGGAGUGGUAUGUAUUGCGGCCCUGAUGCUGCCUACUCUGGGGGAUAUGGAAUCGCUGGUGCCUCUCUACCUCCACUUAAGUGUGAAUCAAAAAUUAGUGGCUGCUUAUAUCUUAGGUCUUAUCACAAUGGCUAUACUUAGAACAUGAACAAGGAUUAAAACUGACUUCUGAAGGAAAUUUAUCUUAAAUAUGAAUGUGGACUGCCUUUUAUCUCUAUUUCACUCCAUUAACACACUACAAAAUACUGAAUGAUUUCAAAUAACUGCAAAUGUGUAGUAUAUAUUUUCAAUUAGUCUAUAAUUUUAUUUGAAGGACUCUAGCACUUUAUGUUACAGACAACAAAAAGAUACUUCUGAGUGAAACAUAGGGAAUUAUUUGAAGAAAUUCUUUUAAAAUCUAUACCUGUUGUGCAAAUAACUUUAAAUGUUAUUUUUCAUCUUUUUUUUUUGUCUAAUUCACUUUGAUAAGGGUCAUGGGUCCUUCAAAGUUUAAGACCUAAAUGAGCAACUGACCAGCUUGAAAAGACUAGACCCAAGCAUCAACAUUACUAUGUAAAUCAUAAAUCUUCCUGUAUCAUUGCAAGGAGUUGCUGUAGUGUUUUUAAAGCAAGUAUGUUACAGUCAGCGUGUGAGAGGGUUGAGAAAACAAGGUACUUACUGAGGGGUCACACUUACCCUAGAGGUAAGGUACUUACUGGGGGGGUCACACUUACCCUAGAGGCUCACAGAACACAAGUUG